Messenger RNA from Thermothielavioides terrestris NRRL 8126, 3434 nucleotides. RefSeq lists its product as uncharacterized. Gene Ontology annotation, biological process: chromatin remodeling. Bases 7 to 3111 code for a protein of 1034 amino acids. The transcript has 5 exons. Gene Ontology annotation, molecular function: chromatin binding; protein binding. Lineage: Eukaryota; Fungi; Ascomycota; Sordariomycetes; Sordariales; Chaetomiaceae. Gene Ontology annotation, cellular component: RSC-type complex. The record is from RefSeq and is a predicted model, not a curated record.
GCCGCAAUGCCGACUCUGCGCGAACGGCCCAGCAGAGGCGAGAUCUCGCCCGCCAAGAAGGCGUCUCAAAAUUCUCCGACCGCGACGAGAUCGACCCCCAGAAAACGGCGACCCAGUAUGCCGGGCGACGCGAUCGAGGUGCGCGAGUCCAUUGAGGCCAAGGGCGACGUCGACGACGAUGUCGAGAUGGAGGACGCCGACAGUCCAGCGCGCAAAGACGACGGUGACGGCGACGCAGAUGCCAACGGCGAUGCGGAUGCGGAUGCGGAUGCCGAUGGCGAUGCAGACGCGGACGCAGAUGCAGACGCGGAUGCAGAUGCCGACGGCGAGCCAGACGACACCGCCGAGCAGGUACGACAAGAAGAGGACUGGCGCAACCUUCUGCAGCUCAUCAGGGACACGUCCGAGUAUCUGUGCCGCUACACAGUCAAAAUUGACGGGGAGGACCACGAGAUCGCCUCGGGAUUCCAGCGUUUAGUCAACAAGCGCAGCCUCCCAGACUACUUUGAGGUGAUCAAAGAGCCGAUGGCUUUCAGCACCAUUCGGGCCAAACUCGGCAAGAAGGUCUACACCAAGUUCAACGAGUUUGUGUGGGACGUCACGCGCAUAUGCCACAAUGCGCAGGUGUAUAACAGGCCGUCCGCCCCUAUCUUCUCCGAUGCCGGCCGCCUGAUGGACGUCUUCAAGGAGAAGCUCGCCGAAAUGGUGGCCGACGGCACUAUCUCCGCCGAGGAUGCUGAGAUUCCCGAUUUGGGGCCUUUGCCCGAGUUUGAGGACUCGCCCCCUCCUGAAGACGACGAGGAGGAGGCUGACGAGGAGGACGAUGAAGAGGAUGAGGACGAGGAGGACGAGGACUCUGACGAGGAGGGUGGCAGGCGCCGCUCGGGCCGGCGCCGCCGCCAGUCCGGGGCUAGGAAGGGCGCCGAAGAGGGCGAUGAUGCCCACAAGAAGCGCGGCAGACCGCCUAAAGUCUUCACACCCCUCGAGGCUCGGAUUCAGGCGAUUCUGAAAGGUCUGCGCCGAUUCAAAAAUGAGCGCGGCCAUCUGCGCAUCUCCCACUUUGAGAAGCUCCCAGACAAGGCUGAGCUGCCCGAUUACUACACCGCCAUCCGCAACCCCAUUGCGCUGGAGACCAUUAAGCGGAAGCACAAGCGGAAAAAGUACCAGACUGUCGACCAGGCUCUCCAAGAUCUGGAGCUUAUGUUCGACAAUGCCAAGCAGUACAACGAGGAAGGCAGCGAGGUCUACCAGGACGCCGUGGAGCUGGCCAAACAGGCACGCAUUCUGGCCGAGCAAGAAAAGGCGAAGUCCGACGACGAGUUUCGCGACGAAGAUGGGAAGCUGCCCCUGGCUAGCAUUGAGCACCGCGGGGAAACGUGGAGAGUGGGCGAUUGGGUCCACAUCCGGAACCCGAACGAUUUGUCGAAGCCCAUCGUAGCCCAGAUCUACCGAACAUGGUCGGACGCGUCGGGCCAGAAAUGGGUCAACGCAUGCUGGUAUUACCGGCCGGAGCAGACAGUGCACCGGUUCGACAAGCACUUCUACGAAAACGAGGUGGUCAAGACCGGCCAGUACCGCGACCACCACAUCGAGGACGUCGAGGACCGCUGCUUCGUCAUGUUCAUCACGCGCUAUCCUCGAGGUCGACCGCGCGGUCUACCGCCAGACAAAUCCGUGUAUGUGUGCGAGGCGCGGUACAACGAGGAGAAAUUCAAGUUCAACAAGAUCAAGACUUGGACGAGCUGCCUGCCGGACGAGGUGCGCGAGAAGGAUUACGAGAUGGACUUGUUUGAUGUGCCUCGGACCUUGAGGAAGGUGCCAAGUCCGAUCAAGCACCUCCUGCAGGCGGAUGCCAAAGAGACCGACGACCUCCCCAAGCCGACCUGGAGGAGCCCAAACGCGCCGCCCUUGAUUGGAGCGGUGCACCGGCGCCCUCGUGAGCCAAAUGAGUCGCCCCCCCCAGAGCCGAAUCCGCUGCCCGCGGUGGUUGCACCUGUGCCGCUCGCAAUUGCACCAACCCAGGUUCCCAUCAAAGCCAACGUCGGCGUCGUGGGUGCACCAGCCUAUCACCAUCCCGCUGCCGUCGCGCCUGCGCCGGCGCCGGCGCCCACGCAUUUCCAAAUGCAACACUUCCAGCCACGGCCAGUCCCGCCGCCUGCUCCUCACCAGGCACCGGUCCACCUCCAACCGCAACCGCAACCGCAACCGAUGCCGAUGCACGUGCCGCAUCCUGUGAUGCCCCAGAUGCAGCCAAGCCCGCAUUACCCACCCCAAGCGUAUCCACCGCAAUACGGAGUGCAGCCGCAGAUGGCUCCACCGCAGCCGAUUCAAUACCAGACAGCGGCCCACAUCGCGCCAGUUUUUGAUCAGCACCACCGUCCGGUGCAUCCCGCACCUCAAGCCAUGCCGCCGUCUCGCCCACCCAUGGCGCCCGCGCCCGCGCCCAGCAUGGCGGCGCUGCCGCAUGGCACUCCCCAGGGCGCCCACGUCUACAACGUCCCGCGCGCCCCCGAGGUCUACACGCUGGCCGAUAACGUCGACGCGACCAUUCCGCCGGAAGUGCGCGAGCAGUUCCAGCGCGACGAGGACGGCCGCGUGCUCUUCUUCACGGCGCCGCCGCUGGUCCGUCCGCAAAACCGUGUUGCGGAGCAGCACGCCGGCCUCGGCCACAGCGUCCGCCACCUGGCCACCAUCAAGCAGCUGCGCGAGGAGCGCGCGCGCAAGCGCAAGGAGCGCGACGAGGCCCUCGCGCGCGAGCAGGAGGACAGCAAGCGGCAGGCCGCGGCGCGGGAGGAGGACGCGCGCCGCCGCGCCGAGGCCGAGGCCGAGCGCAGCCGCCAGGCCGAGCUGCUCGAGAAGGUCCUGCUCGGCUGGGCCGCCGACAUGGACCGCGGCACCGAGAUGCUCGGCGACCAGCUCGGCGGCCUCGACAGCUGGAAGGAGAUGAUGCGCCGCAGCAGGGAGGAGACCGAGGGCAAGACGGACGAGGAGGUGCGCGUCGCGAACCUGCGCUGGCUCUUUGAUGAGCAGCUGCGCCGCGGCGAGAUCACGCUGGAGCAGAAGAAGCAGUAUGAGGACUGCUUUAUUCACCGGACGCAUCUUGAGAAGUGAUUUUUUUUUCUUCUUUUUGUCUUUUAGUCUGUUUCUCGCUAGGGUCACCACUGGAUGCCGUCCCAUUGUUCCGGAUGGGACUGGACUGGGUUUGGACUGGGUGAGCUUUGGAGUUGGUGUUGGACUCGGGAUGGAAAAUUCAAGGUAUCAGGGUCAGGGAUACCCCCUCUGCGCGGAGCGUUUCCGGGACUUGGGGAUGGCUGUAUCUGUUGCAGGCCGCCGGUGUUGUCCAUUUUGCUUCCGGUGUUUGCGGUCGCCAUGUACAAUUGUGCAUUUCGCUGUAGGGAGUGAGAGGGCAAUGAAAUCGAUGGUUUCUUUCUUGC